This is a messenger RNA of Strongylus vulgaris, 510 nucleotides long. NCBI's taxonomy places the organism in Eukaryota, Metazoa, Nematoda, Chromadorea, Rhabditida, Strongylidae. The record is from the annotation of a GenBank genome assembly.
UUCACUAGGUCUGCCAUAAAUCCAUCGUGGUUGAAUAUCGUAACACAGUGCACAUUUAAUAAUCCUGAGUACCAUACUUUGGAACAAGCAGCUGCACUCGGUAUUGGAAAUGCGCGUUCCUUGGCGACGUUAUUUAAUUUGUUUAUCAAUGGACGCAUAGUUAGUGAGAAGACCCUGUCCUUAAUAAUGAAACCUGUGAUCAACGAGACGGACUAUGUCAUCCAGAUGCCUACGGUCAAAGGACAUGGCUUCUUCUAUCACAAACCGAUGGCCGAUGGAAGAAUUUUUUUUUUUGAAAAAAUUAGAUACAAGCUUUUAAACGUUGGUCUAUUACAGAAGCUACCCUUAAUAGGACAUUCUGGUCAUGGUUGUCAACAAAUAAUCUUCGAUAUGGAGAGAAAGAUCGUUAUUGCGUACGUCACCAAUGGAGUGAAGAUGGGAAUGUACAACAAAUGCCGCAAUUACGCACGAUUACAUAAAGCUGUCUAUGAUGUUAUAGAGCGAUCAUAG